This is a messenger RNA of Peromyscus leucopus (white-footed mouse), 1336 nucleotides long. Its product is annotated as vomeronasal type-1 receptor 3-like. Gene Ontology annotation, cellular component: membrane. The transcript has a single exon. NCBI's taxonomy places the organism in Eukaryota, Metazoa, Chordata, Mammalia, Rodentia, Cricetidae. Bases 323 to 1246 code for a protein of 307 amino acids. Gene Ontology annotation, molecular function: pheromone receptor activity. Gene Ontology annotation, biological process: G protein-coupled receptor signaling pathway. The record is from RefSeq and is a predicted model, not a curated record.
AUUUGAGUUUAUUUCAACACACGCUGGGGUUCAAAAUACAUGGAAUAUGUAAACAUCUGAACAUGUAAUUUAAUUUUGCUAAUAUGGAAGUCUAUUUGCUAAUAUAAAUCUGAUUUUUGAUUUCAAAUAUUUUUAUCUUCUCCCUUAGAUUCCACUUAAGGUAUAAGAUGUCCCACAAAGACUAACAAGAAAAAAGUAGAAUAAUUUAGAUAGAAAAUAUAUUCCAUUACACAUCAGGGCUGUCUUUUAUAUACCAGAAAGAUAUUAUGACAUUAAAUAUAUUUUAUAGAUACAUAUCAUUUCCUCAGACUCUACUUGGAAGAUGCAAAAUUUUCUUCCUACAAAGUUAGAAAUGGUUUUGAAUAUUAGUGAAAUAACAAUAUUCCUUCUUAUAACUGGACUUGGCACUAUGGUGAAUAUUUCUGUCUUUGUGAAUCACAUAGGUGCUUUUGUGGGUUCUGGAAAGAAAUCUAUACACCUUAUUCUCAUGCACUUGGCCUUUACAAAUAUUAUAAUGCUUUUCUCCAAGAGCAUACCAACGACAAUUGCAGCUUUAGGUCUGAGACACUUCCUAGGUGAUGUGGGCUGUCACAUUAUUGUUUAUCUAGAAAGGAUGGCCCGAGGCCUCUCCAUCUGCACCAGCAGUCUCCUCACGGUGGUCCAGGCCAUCAUCAUGAGCCCCAGAGACUCCUGGUGGGGGAGGCUCAGACUGAGGUCCACAUGGUAUAUGCUUCUCUCCCUGAUCUUCUUUUGGAUUCUCAAUUCCUUGAUCAGCAUGAACCUCCUCCACUCCAUCAGAAACAGAGUCACAAAUACAUUACAACUGAGUAACAAUAGUUUAUACUGUUUUUUCAAAAAAGAAAGUCAGAAAAUAAACAGCAUGUUUCUCCUUCUUAUGGUCCUGAGAGAUGCAGUGUUUCAGGGAGCCAUGGGAGGGGCCAGUGGCUACAUGGUAUCUCUUCUCCACAAGCACCACCAGCAUGUCCUCUACCUUCAGAAGGCCAGGCUUCUCUACAGAACUCCCCCUGAGCUGAGAGCUGCCCAGAGUGUCCUCCUUCUAAUGCUCUGUUUUCUUCCCUUCUAUUGGGCAGAUUGUGCUGUCUCUUUGUAUUUAUCAUUCUCUUUGAAGAAUGACUCCUUCACAAUGCAUUUUCAAGAAUUUCUGACCCUUGGUUAUGCAGUUCUCAGCCCGUUUAUUCUGAUUCACAGGGAAGGACACCUGGCUGAAUGUUGGCAUGAUCAGUAAGAUUGGAGGAGCCAUGUUGCUUCAGAAAAGGAGAUUUGAAACGGCUCUUAGUAUUUUCUAUGCCUUGUGUAUGUUUUUUAAUCAAGUAAG